Molecule: messenger RNA, 1430 nt
Organism: Punica granatum (pomegranate)
Lineage: Eukaryota; Viridiplantae; Streptophyta; Magnoliopsida; Myrtales; Lythraceae
Source: RefSeq, a predicted model, not a curated record
UACGGGGAAGAGAAAGGGUGUAGCGCCUUCUUCCCAAAAAGAAGAAGAAAGGGCAUAGCUACCGCAGGGUUCAGUGGUGGAAGAAGAAGAAGAAGAAGAAGAAGAAUCGGGGAGUCAAGACAAUGGCGGAUGAAGCUAAACUGGUCUGUGUCACCGGUGGCAGCGGCUGCAUCGGCUCCUGGCUCGUCCGUCUCCUCCUCGAGCGCGGUUACACUGUUCAUGCUACCGUCCAAAACCUCAAGGAUGAAACUGAGACGAAGCAUCUGCAAGCGCUUGAAGGAGCUGAGACACGGCUCCGUCUGUUCCAGAUAGACCUCCUCGACUACGACUCUUUAGUCUCCGCCAUCAGUGGCUGCUCCGGCGUCUUCCACCUCGCCUCUCCCUGCAUCGUCGAUCAGGUUCACGAUCCUGAGAAGGAGCUUCUUGAUCCGGCAAUCAAAGGAACAACUAACGUACUGAGGGCAGCCAAGACAGUCGGAGUAAAGCGAGUGGUUGUAACUUCCUCCACCUCCGCCAUCACGCCUAGCCCUUCCUGGCCUGCUGAUAAAGUCAAGAAUGAAGAUUGUUGGACUGAUGUCGACUACUGCAAGCACAACGGGUUAUGGUAUUCCCUGUCGAAGACGUUGGCCGAGAAGGCUGCUUGGGACAUUGCACAAGAGGAAGGAUUGGAUGUGGUUGUGGUGAAUCCUGGAACUGUCAUGGGCCCUGUGAUUCCUCCGAGACUGAAUGCGAGCAUGUUGAUGCUUGUGCGCCUUCUGCAGGGUGGCACGGAAACAUAUGAGGACAUUUUCAUGGGAUGUUCUCAUUUUAAAGAUGUUGCACGCGCACAUAUACUGGUGUAUGAGAAUAAGUCAGCCACUGGAAGGCACUUGUGCGUCGAAGCUAUAUCACAUUAUGGUGAUUUUGUUGCAAAGGUUGCUGAACUUUACCCGGAGUACAGUGUCCCCAAGUUACCGAGAGACACUCAACCCGGGCUGCUGAGAGUGAAGGAUGGAGGGAAGAAGCUGAUGGAGUUGGGUAUGGAGUUCAUUCCAAUGGAGCAGAUCAUCAGGGAUGCUGUUGAGAGCUUGAAGAGCGAGGGGUUCAUCUCUUGAAUCAAACUCUUACAUUGCAUGGGUCCCCCAGUCACUAAGGUUAUGGCCUUCUUGUAGGUCCGUCGGAGAAGGCCAACUGUUAUAGCGUGUUGUAUCUUUUCUUCAACGAAAUAAGCGACCCUUAAGUAAUAAGGGAUGCUGUUGAGAGCUUGAAGGGCAAGGGGUUCAUCUCUUGAAUCAAACUCUUGGAUGGCAUAGGUCUCCCUGCAUGGCCUUCUUGUAGGUCGGACUGAGAAGGCCAACUGUUAAUAGUGUGUUGUAUCUUUUGUUCAAUGAAAUAAGCGACCGUCAAGUAAUCUUUUUAUUGGAAAUUCAACUGAGUUUUCCAUGGAUGUA